This is a messenger RNA of Caenorhabditis elegans, 1503 nucleotides long. It is a transcript of the gene pqn-74, whose product is annotated as Chitin-binding type-2 domain-containing protein. Gene Ontology annotation, cellular component: extracellular region. NCBI's taxonomy places the organism in Eukaryota, Metazoa, Nematoda, Chromadorea, Rhabditida, Rhabditidae. Gene Ontology annotation, molecular function: chitin binding. Bases 34 to 1227 code for a protein of 397 amino acids. The record is from RefSeq and is marked reviewed. The transcript is spliced from 6 exons.
GCAUCACACUAGCUUCUUCUCACUCAUACACACAUGGCGCGCUUCCUCCUCAUUAUCGGAUGCGCUACUCUCGCAGCUCUCGCAUCUUGCGAAUCCAAGAGUGGUGAGGAAACUCCACAAUACUGGAGAGCCAUUCUUGGUGAUAUCUGCCAAUUGCCAUCGUUCCCUAGAGCCACUGGUGAUCCAACCCGUUAUGUUGAAUGUGUUCGUCAAUCCUCAUUUGCUGCCGAUAGAAAAGAUCUCGGAAUCUGGCUUCUUCGUGAAUGCCUCCCAGGAUACGAGUUUGUUGCCUCCGCUCGCCGUUGUAAGACUGUCCGUUCUGUCAACAAACAACAAGAACUUUGCGAGUCUGCCAAUGCCACCGAGUACAACUUCUGCCCAACUGCCUCGGCCAUGCAAUUCCUCGUUGAGGAGACCCGUGAGGCUCCAAGACAGUGCGCCUGUCCAAAUGGAGAGCAAAACUGUGUCUGCCCAUCGCCGGAAAUCCUCGAGCCAAUCUCUGCUGUCAAGAAGGUCCGCAGAUCUGCCCAGCAACAGCCAUUGAGAUUCUCCCAAUACCCAUCAUGCCCAUGCCCACAGAACCAACCAGCCUGCACAUGCUCUACCAACAAUCAGCAGAAUGAGCAGAUCCUUGUCUCCAUCUCCUGCUGCCAACAACAAGAGACCACCACCCAGGCUCCAGUUCAGAUGCAACCAUGCCAGUGCACCCCAACCCAAAUUCAACAGAACUGCCAAACCACAACCACCCAGCAACAAUACUGCCCACAACAAUCUGCUCCAGUUGUCCAGCCACAGCCAUGCCCACUCGUCCAAGGAUCCGGAGUUCAAAACGCUCAAUACCAAGGAAUCUGCUCAUGGAUGAUCGACCCACUUGCCACUGACCCACAAUCCCGCACUCACUACCUUCAAUGCCAGCCAGCUCCAAACAACUUGUUCUGCGGAAGAUGGCAACGUAUGCCAUGUGCCCCAGGAACCGUCUUCGACGUCCAAUCCCAAGUCUGCGUCUGGGACACCAACAGCCAGCCAGGAACUCUUCCAACUCCAGCCCCAUACGUCUCCACCCAGGCUCCACAGAACGCUCAAUGCGGAUGCACCGGAGGAGUUCAAAUCGGAUCAUGCAACCAAAACUACCAGUGCCCAGGACAAUCGGUCUGCCAAGUCGGACAAAAUGCCGGACAACAGUGCAUGGUUUGCUGCUACUUCCGCAAGAAGGCCCGUCGUUUCUAAUCGAUCGAACAUCUCACACACAUCAUCAUCGAACCAAAAACUGCUACAAUCUUCUCGCCUUUUUGUAUAUACCGUGAAGAAAACAACAAUCAUGAAACGGAUACGCAUAGACAACCAUAAUUGUACCGCCUAGUUUGCCCUCACUUUUCCCCCGUCUUCCCCCAAAUCCCCAAUCCUUAUUUGUAUUCCGAAUUGUCCAAUGUCUAGGGUUUUCUCUCCAAUGAUAACUAUUAUAUAACUUAUGAUGGUACUUCAAUAAAUAUAUAUUUUCAAUAC